CAGUUCUGCUCAACUUCUUUCCUGUCCACCUGCUGUCUACAUCAACAGUUAAUCGACCACAUCCCCAAAGUCCAUCUGAUGCGCUGCAGGCUUGUCCCAGGCCCUGCCGUUGCCAGGACAUCGCGCCCUGUCUACUGCCGCCCUCAGCGUAUCCUGUAAAACACCUACACAACCAGCAUGUCCGGCAGUAAUACACCCUUGAGGAGCCCUGCUCUCAAGCCCGGCCCGGACGCGCAGUCCGAUUCUGCAAGUGCAUCCGGUGCUCAUGAUCCCAUUAGAAGAGACUACGGCACACUCGGCCAUAACCAGGCUUCGACUGGCCACAGACCUACCAGCUCCCGAAUUGACGAUGGCUCCGACAUGCCUCCCCCUUCACCUCAGAUAGCAAGACCUAGGAAGCCGCCUACAAUGCGAAGGACGUCCACGCGGACGGGAAGAUUACUACCACAUCGCGGCGCACAAUUCUCCGUUGAUGAUGAUCCGUCAGAGGUGGUGGAAGAAGAAGCCAGUGGUGUGCAAGCAGCCCCCAACCUGUCCCGACAGCAGUCGACCCUCCGCCGAAGAACCCUUCCUGCCACACUGCCGCGCGUCGAUUCUGCAGAAGAAGAAGAAGAAGCCGGAGAAAAUAUCCCAGACGAACCAGCCGAAGCGCUGGCCGAAGAGAGUACAAAUGAUGACGAAGCCAACUUAGGAGACGGUGAAGAGGAAGAUCUGAGCGACGCUGAGAGCUUCACCUUGAGAGACCGACAGCUCGCUAUCAACCAAACUCAUCCGUUCGGCAUCAGAAUCUGGAAGCCUGCCCUGUACAAGAAAGGCAGGUCGGUCGAGAAGGCAGCAGAAGAAGACAUUCAUUCCUCGCCCAGUGAGAUUGUUAGUCGUUGGUUAUGGUGUUUCAAUUGCCUCUGGACCGUCUUCUUCGGUUGGUGGUUGGCCAUUUCCGCAGCCAUUGGGGCUCUCGCCUGCUUCAUAUUUGCUUUUGACCCUAGUGCGGCCGCAUAUGGCAGAGUGUUCUUGGGGUUGUCCGGCUAUCUUUUCUGGCCGUUUGGCAAGUUUGUUAAACUCGUGCAAGAUGAGAACUACGUCGAGGAGGACGAAGGUGAGGGUCGAAGCAUCAGUGAAUACGAGCGGUGGCAGAGCGGAGAUCUCGAGUAUGGUCGAUUAAUGUUCGGACCAACCCUCACUCAUACAGGCUCGAUCAUAGGUCGACAUCGCAAUAGUAUCGACUCUGCCAGUGAGACCGACAGCCUCCUUGCGCGGAGCGGGAGAAGCGACCGACAAGAUACCACCAUGUCCAACAAAAAGCGUCGGCUUUUUGGCCGUGGCCAAUGGACCUUGGGCAGAGUCAUAUUCUUCAUCUUUUAUUAUUUCAACGUGGCCCCUCUCAUGCUGUUGGUCUCGGGCAUUUGCUGGUUGAUGGUCUUCUGGAUUCCCAUGGGCCGAGUCACUCUCAUCUUGUUCUCUAACCUACGCAAACGACCGCUCGCGCUCACGUUCCAUCGCGAUGUCUCGGCCGCUAGAAGCUCAACCAAACCAUCGUCGAUACUUCUUUGCACUUACCGCGCGGUCGGCAUCAAAUACUGGAAAUACACGAUCGACGGCACCAACAUCUUCCUUAUCAACUUCUUGGCCGUCGUUGUCUUCGUCAUCUUCGACUACUUUGUGCUGAAGGUGGCCCUGGGGCUGAACUUCUGGCUCACGACUCCGGCACUAAUGUUCACGCUGGCGCUGAUCUCUAUUAUACCUUUGGCUUACUUUAUUGGCCAAGCAGUGGCCUCGAUUUCCGCACAGUCAUCAAUGGGGAUGGGAGCAGCAGUCAAUGCUUUCUUUUCAACCAUUGUCGAAGUAUAUCUAUACUGCAUUGCCCUCAACGAAGGAAAGGCACCUCUGGUGGAAGGCAGCGUCAUUGGCAGUAUCUUCGCUGGUAUCCUGCUCUUGCCUGGCCUCUCAAUGUGCUUUGGUGCCAUCAAACGAAAGACUCAACGUUUCAAUGUCAAGUCUGCCGGCGCCACGUCUACGAUGCUACUGUUUGCAACGAUUGCGGCCUUCGGGCCGACAUUGUUCUACAAGAUCUAUGGCAGCCACGAAUUGAUUUGCAGGGCAUGCACGGCCGAUGAUCUGGAUGACCCCCGGGAUUGCCGGCAAUGUUAUUUCCGCCAACUUCCUGCCAUCGCAGACGAGUUCUAUGUCAAAGCAGUCAGACCAUACUGUUGGCUUGCAGCUAUUUUGCUGUUUUCUUCAUACAUCAUCGGACUGCUUUUCACUCUGAGGACGCAUGCUGCCAUCAUCUGGAGCACUGACACUGACGAGAAGAGACCCGCACCAGGACAGACAGCAGACAUCAGUCCGAUGGAUACUCGACAUCACAGUGUGGUCAACUCACAGAUCCUGCACAACUCCAAUGGGUACGUUCCAAGAACAGCAAUCAGAGACUCUCAACUGUACAAGCGAAUAUUGGGCCAAUCUUUACGCUCGGCUGGGCUUCUAGCUGAUGGUGAUGUACACGCUGAACGUGAUCCGCCAGUGACGCCCAAGACAGCGCCAGAGGUGGAUGGCGUCGACAUCCAGAACAAAGGUGAUCUGCCUCACCUUGUACCGCCCAAAUCCAGCCAUGGAUCAGAAGGCGCUAUGAGUUCCGAAGUAUAUCCAAUUGUACCAGGCUUAUCUGAAGAAGACAACAAUAAUCUGGUCCGGCAGGUCGCCGAGAUGGCGGCUACUGCUGCCACUGUUGCUGCAAGAGACGCAGUGAACCAUCCACGCACUGCAGCGUAUCAAUCAACACAUUCUUACAAAGGAGAUACUGUCAGGAUCCAGAGACCUUCGGCUAGCCGCAAGGGUACCUUCACUGAGCAAGACGCGUUUGCUAACCCUGCUGUUGAGCAAGCUGUUCAUCAGGGCGGAGCUGAAGCUGGCGGCCAUGAUGCGCCGAACUGGAGCCGGACGAAAUCAUCAGUCAUCCUCCUGACGGCUACUGUGGCAUACGCGGUCGUUGCCGAGAUCCUGGUCGAUACGGUGGAUGUCGUUCUUGAAUCUGUCGACAUCGAUGAGAAAUUUCUCGGUAUCACUUUGUUUGCACUGGUGCCCAACACGACAGAGUUUCUGAACGGUAUCUCAUUCGCCAUGAACGGCAAUAUUGCCCUGAGUAUGGAAAUUGGCUCAGCGUAUGCCUUGCAAGUCUGCCUGCUCCAAAUCCCGGCAUUGGUCCUCUUCUCAGCUGUCCAUGGACGAUUCAUUGACCCUGGCGAUCUGAUUGAUCAUACGUUCAACCUCAUCUUUCCCCAAUGGGACAUGGUCACCGUCAUCCUAUGUGUUUUCCUGUUGAGCUACAUGUCAGGGGAGGGCAAGAGCAACUACUUCAAGGGUAGCAUCUUGGUCAUGACCUACAUCGUGGUGGUAAUGGGAUACUAUUUCAGUGGAUUCACUGCGCUCACCAUUAUGGAAGCAAAUGCCUGGCAGCGCGGCGGCGUUGGCACCGUCAGGUCAUCCAGCAAUGGAAACGGGCGCGAGCUGUGAAUAGACGCCCUAGACAGAAGGUGCAAGGUAACCUGGGGCGUUCGAGGUCUAGAACUGGACGAUUUUUCGAUUCAACUCACAGGCAUGGAGCGUGGGCGUUUUGCAGGCGUUUCUGGUGCUUUGCAAGGGUGAGCCUAGGACAUAUUUUGUGACCGUGGCAGGCAUCAUGGCCUUCCUAGCAUACAUUACCAUACACUACCUUACGUGUUAAUGCAUCUUUUGC
Molecule: messenger RNA, 3733 nt
Organism: Exophiala xenobiotica
Lineage: Eukaryota; Fungi; Ascomycota; Eurotiomycetes; Chaetothyriales; Herpotrichiellaceae
Product: calcium/proton exchanger
Exons: 2
Coding region: 178-3510 (1110 amino acids)
Biological process (GO): intracellular calcium ion homeostasis; calcium ion transmembrane transport
Cellular component (GO): endomembrane system; membrane
Molecular function (GO): calcium:proton antiporter activity
Source: RefSeq, a predicted model, not a curated record